Periconia digitata is the source of this 267-nucleotide messenger RNA. NCBI's taxonomy places the organism in Eukaryota, Fungi, Ascomycota, Dothideomycetes, Pleosporales, Periconiaceae. The record is from the annotation of a GenBank genome assembly.
CUUCAUGUUCUGAUAUCGACCCCAAACGGAAUAGCACCCUCUGGAAAAGGUAGCUUGAAUCGAUCUCCAUCAAUAAGCCUAAUGCGGUACUCCGUGCGGUUCGUCAAGUCAGUGUCUUUCUGUGCAAGAUCAAUCGAUGACAGUAGUCUGAGCAUACGUGUACCGUUUAGGGAGGUAAAUUGGUCUAUCUACGUCGUGGGUAAAUGGAAUAGUCUGAAAAUGAGCAUACAAACAAAAAAAAAGAAUAAUACCUAUGAAAGUCACUAA